GAAGGCUGGGAGCAAGCACCGACAAAUACACAGCGCGCGGAGAAACCAGAGCGGGGUGAUGGAGGGUACAUAAAAGAGCGAGCAAGUAUGGUAUGUCCAGUUCCCCUCAAUAGGAAGCUUGAUUUACGCCUGCUUCCGUGCACUCGCCUGCAGCCGCCGCCGUGACUUCCUCUCCCUCCUAUCACCCCAACCCCCUCACACACCCAACAUGCUCGGCCACCUGACCGCAGCAGCCCUCGCGGCGGCGUCCCUCGCGCUCCCCGCCGCCGCCGCCGUCCCGGGGCAACUGCAGCAGAUCCUUGAUGGCGCGCGCGAAAACCCGCUGUACCGCUACCCGACAUCACUCACGCGCGACAUCAUCCCCAAGGCCGUGCACAGCCACAACGACUACUGGCGCGACGUGCCCUUCUACACAGCCCUGUCGCGCGGCUGCAUAUCCGUCGAGGCCGACGUGUGGCUGUACGGCGACGACCGGCUGCUGGUCGGGCACGACCGUUCCUCGCUGUCCGAGAACCGCACCUUCGACUCGCUGUACGUCCAGCCCAUCCUGUCGGUCCUGCGCGCCCAGAACCCGGCGCACGGGUUCUUGCCGCCCGGGGACGCGCCGACCCGCAACGGCGUCUACGACGCCGGCCCCGGCCAGACGCUGUACCUCUUCGUCGACGUCAAGACGGACGGCGCCGCCACGUGGCCGGCCGUCGUGCGGGCGCUGGGCCCGCUGCGCGAGGCCGGGUACCUGACCACGGUGCGCAACGGCACCGCCGGCACCGCCGCUGUCCCCGAGUCCGGCCCCGUGACGGUGGUCGGGACGGGCAACACGCCGCGCGCGCUGGUGGAGGGCGCCCCCGCGCCGCGCGACUACUUCUGGGACGCGCCCGCGGCGGAUCUGGCGCGGGAUGGGUUCAAGGAUGUGGGCGCGGCGCUGAGCCCGAUCGCGAGCGCCGGGUUCGGCGACGCGCUCGGGGCUGGCGAGGGGUCGGCGGCGCGGAGGUCCGGGGUGCUCAACGACACGCAGCUGGCGCUGCUCAGGGAGCAGGUCGGCGCGGCGCACGCGCGGGGAAUCAAGGUCCGGUACUGGGACACGCCCGGGUGGCCCGUCGCGGCGAGGAACAAGGUGUGGCGCACGCUGUGGGAGGCCGGGGUGGACCUGCUCAACGCGGAUGAUCUUGAGGACGCUGCUGGGUUCUGGGAGGAGUAAGGCUUGUUGGAGGAGCAAAACCCCUUGCGGCACACACUAUACCACUAAAUGCAGACAGACCGCUACUAAGGACCUUGUUUAAGAUCCAAGAAAGUAAUAACAUCAACGCCUGACACAUAUACGCCUGAAAUUUUACAAA
Gaeumannomyces tritici R3-111a-1 is the source of this 1337-nucleotide messenger RNA. RefSeq lists its product as hypothetical. The record is from RefSeq and is a predicted model, not a curated record. The transcript has a single exon. Gene Ontology annotation, biological process: lipid metabolic process. Gene Ontology annotation, molecular function: phosphoric diester hydrolase activity. The coding region runs from base 209 to 1198 and encodes 329 amino acids. NCBI's taxonomy places the organism in Eukaryota, Fungi, Ascomycota, Sordariomycetes, Magnaporthales, Magnaporthaceae.